Molecule: messenger RNA, 1872 nt
Organism: Talaromyces rugulosus
Lineage: Eukaryota; Fungi; Ascomycota; Eurotiomycetes; Eurotiales; Trichocomaceae
Exons: 5
Coding region: 1-1872 (623 amino acids)
Biological process (GO): intracellular protein transport
Cellular component (GO): mitochondrial outer membrane
Molecular function (GO): protein-transporting ATPase activity; protein binding
Source: RefSeq, a predicted model, not a curated record
AUGGCCAACAAUACAUUUCCCGCAAUGACGCCCGCGCAGAACGUUGUCAUCGACACAUCUUCCCUCUCGGCAUCCUCUUCGUCGUCGGUCUGGGACCGCAUCUCGAAUUGGGUCUCGGAGAACAAGGCUGUUGUCUACACGGUUGCUGGUAUCGCCGUGGUCGUGACUGGUGGAACAGUGUAUUACCUUUCCACUAGCUCGCAAGAGCCUUCUGCCCCAAGGAAGAGCAAGAAAGAGAGGCGAAAAGAAAAGAAGAAGGCCGAAGAGGAGAAGAAGGUGCAGCAAGAGAAGCCUGCCGCGGAAGACAAGAAAGUCACGAUCGAAGAGCCCGAGGAACUCCCAGAGGUAGAUGAGACAACAGUUGAUUCUUUGUCAGAAGAGACCAGGAAAUCCUAUGCGCAAAAGCUCAAGGCCGCCGGUAACAAAGCAUACGGAUCGAAGGAGUACAACCGCGCAAUUGAGCUGUACGGAAAAGCCAUUAUUUGCAAGCCAGACCCGAUCUUCUACUCGAACCGUGCCGCUUGCUACAAUGUCUUGUCCGAAUGGGAGAAGGUGGUUGAGGAUACUAGCGCAGCCCUCGCUAUGGACAGCGAAUACCUCAAGGCUCUGAAUCGCCGAGCCAUUGCGUACGAGCAUCUGGAGAAAUACGAUGAUGCUCUCCUCGACUUCACCGCCAGCUGCAUCAUUGAUCAGUUCACCAACCGACAAAGCCGGGAAUCUUUGGAAAGGCUACUGAAGAAGGUCGCAGAGAAAAAGGCCAAGGAAAUAAUGGAGGCCAAGGGAAAGAAGCUUCCUGGUUCUACUUUCGUCACCAACUACCUUCAAAGCUUCCGUCCCAAGCCAAUCCCUGAAGGUCUCGAUGUUGAUGACCUGGAUGAGGCCUCUGGCAAGGGACAGCUGCGCAAGGGUUAUUUGGCCAUGGAGACAAAGACUGGUGAGGGCUAUGACGAGGCUGCACAAGCCUUUGAAAAGGCUCUUGAGCUGGGCGAUCUUGGCGAGUAUGAGGCCAAUGCACUGAACAUGCGCGCAACCUUUGCCUACCUGCAUGGAAAUGCGCUGGGCGCUCUCGAAGACCUCAACAAGAGUAUUGAGUCCCAGCCGUCACUGGUCCAGAGCUACAUCAAGCGCGCUAGCUUGCACCUCGAACUUGGAAACAAGGACGCUGCGGUUGAUGACUUUGAGCUUGCCAUCACGAACAACAAAGAUGACCCUGACAUUUACUACCACCGUGCACAGCUUCAUUUCAUUCUUGGCGAAUUUGCCGAAGCUGCCAAGGACUACCAAAAGUCGAUUGAUCUCGACCCUGCCUUUAUUUACUCGCACAUCCAGCUUGGUGUGACCCAGUACAAGCUCGGAUCUGUCGCCUCGGCCAUGGCUACGUUUAAGCGGUCUGUCAAGAAGUUUGAGGACGUUCCUGAUGUGUACAACUACUAUGGCGAGCUGCUCCUUGACCAGCAAGAUUUCCAGGGAGCCAUCGACAAGUUCGACAAAGCUAUUGAGAUGGAAAGCAAGACUAAGCCCACAGCCAUCAAUGUACUGCCUUUGAUCAACAAGGCCCUUGGUAUCUUCCAAUGGAAGCAAGACUCCAAGGAAGCUGAAAACCUCUGCCAGAAGGCUCUGAUCAUUGACCCCGAGUGCGAUAUUGCCGUUGGAACCAUGGCCCAGCUUCUCUUGCAACAAGGCAAGGUCGCCGAAGCGCUGAAAUACUUCACACGAGCCGCCGAGCUCGCCCGCACAGAAGGCGAAGUUGUUAAUGCCAUUUCCUACGCCGAGGCCACCCGCACCCAGCUCGAAGUUCAAGAAAGGUACCCCCAGCUUGCAGAACGCCUACAGUCGAUGGGAGCCAACUUUGGCGGUCCUCCGGGAUUCUAA